Molecule: messenger RNA, 1628 nt
Organism: Fusarium verticillioides 7600
Lineage: Eukaryota; Fungi; Ascomycota; Sordariomycetes; Hypocreales; Nectriaceae
Exons: 1
Coding region: 114-1463 (449 amino acids)
Source: RefSeq, a predicted model, not a curated record
AUGCAACUAUAAAAACGAUAGGAAGGGCCAAAGACCUUAGCAAUUCAACCGGCACUCAACCUCUCAAGCUUCUUCAACAAGACACAUUACAAUUCCUCAAUUUUUAUUACAACAUGGCUGCCGCAGCAGUUCAGACUUACACUCCCGCAUCCUACGACCACCGCGCCGUUGAUGCUAUGACGGACGUCGACGUGGCCGCCCAGCGACUCCAGGAGCUCAAUGGUCUGGAUCACAUGAAGUCCUGCAUCAGAGACGUCUUCAUGAAGCACGGCGUUGAUAAGGUAUUCGGUGUUGGUCUCCUCCACCGUCAUUACGACGUUGCUCCCAACGAGAAGAUCAUCGAGCUUGGCCCGGUCUCCUCUCCCUGGGUCGUAGGUGACGACGAAGCCAUCACUGGUGGCUCAGUCCUCCCUCACACAUGGCGCGUCUUCGAUGGCGAGCUCAAGCCUACCGAGUUCAAGUUCGUGCCACAGCGUGAGCUCUCCAAGGUCGAUCGGCCAGUCUUCCCAGCUGCCUUUGUUAAAGAGCUUAUCGGCGUGCUGCAAGAUACAGGCCUCGAUGAGGUUCUGGGUGUGAGCCUGUAUGAGGCUGGCGACCCUGAUAACGAGACCAUGGAGGUGACGUACGGCCGCAGCAGCAUCGUCAUUCCUUCUACAGGUCUUAUCGGCUCCAAGGUCAUUGGCCCACAGGGCUUUGACGCAUUCCAAGCGGCCUGGACUUUCAGCAAGAAGGAGGGCGAGGAUAUUGUUGCCCACCAUGGCAUCUGCGCUGCCAUGGGUGUUGACGAUGGAGUCACAGCGCGACAUGGGAUCUGUGCCGCAAAGGCUGCUGAUGACGGGAUCACCGCUCGCCAUGGUAUCUGCGCUGCCAAGAUGAACGAUGGUGUCAAAGCUCUACACGGUAUCUGCGCAGCUAAAGCUGAGCAUGGCUUCGAGGCCCGUCAUGGCAUUUGCGCAGCAAAAGCCAGUGAAGGUGUUAACUCUCGACAUGGUAUCUGUGCUGCUAAAUCUGCUGAUGAUGGCCUCAAAGCUCAUCAUGGUAUCUGCGCUGUAAAAGCCAGUGCUGACGGAGUUACUUCUCGUCACGGUAUCUGCGCUGCCAAAGCGGCUGAUGACGGAAUGACAGCUCGUCACGGCAUCUGCGCGGCAAAAGCCGACGACGGUUUCACAGCACGGCACGGUAUCUGUGCUGUUAAAGCUCCUGAGGAAGGGUUAAAGGCUCGCCACGGUAUUUGCGCCGCCAAGGCCGCUGACGAAGGAUUCACGGCUCGUCAUGGCAUUUGCGCUGUAAAGGCUGCUGAGGGCUUCAAGACCUACCACGGUAUCUGUGCUGCCAGGUCUGCGGAGGAUGGCAUCAAGGCUAAGCAUGGAAUUUGCGUCGCCAAGGUUGCCGAUGAGGGUAUGACAGCUCGCCAUGGUAUUUGCGCCGCACGUCUUGCUAAUGGGGAUGGAAUCAAGUCUUAGAAUAGUGGUCAUAUCAUCUUUUCCUAUUGCAAUAGCGUAUGAUAGGGAGGAGUGAGCCGAGCAUAAACGAUUACUGCCUGUUUAAGAAGCACAUGUAGAGAGAUAGUCGUUCACAGAACUUUCAUUCAUUCUAAAUAAAACCACAAGUCCUCGAACGUUUCCUCA